UGACGUGUCAAGAAAGUGCCGGAAGCCCCUGUGUGGUGGGUCCAAAGAAGAUGGCUUACCAGACAUUCCAGCAGGAAUAUUUACAGAUUCCUGUGGUAACCAGAGCAUAUACCACUGCCUGUGUACUUACAACAGCUGCUGUGCAACUAGAACUCAUCACACCUUUCCAACUCUAUUUCAAUCCUGAUUUGAUUUUAAGGAGUUAUCAAGUAUGGCGACUUAUAACCAACUUUCUGUUUUUUGGUCCGGUCGGAUUCAACUUCUUAUUCAACAUGAUAUUCUUAUACCGGUAUUGUCGUAUGCUGGAGGAGGGCUCUUUCAGAGGCCGAACAUCUGAUUUUGUCUUCAUGUUCCUCUUUGGCGGCCUUCUUAUGACUAUAUUUGGCACCUUUGUGAGUUUGGUGUUUCUAGGCCAAGCCUUCACCAUCAUGCUGGUGUACGUGUGGAGUAGGCGCAACCCCAACGUGCGCAUGAACUUCUUUGGUCUGCUGAACUUCCAGGCCCCAUUCUUACCAUGGGUGCUAAUGGGCUUCUCUCUGCUGCUUGGCAACUCGAUCAUUGUGGAUCUCUUAGGUAUUGCUGUGGGACAUGUCUAUUUCUUCCUGGAGGAUGUGUUCCCCAAUCAACCAGGUGGCAGCAGAUGGUUAAAGACUCCUACCCUUCUCAAGAUGAUAUUCGACACUCCUGAAGAGGAUGCCAACUACAACCCACUUCCAGAAGAGCGUCCAGGAGGUUUUGCCUGGGGCGAGGGCCAGCGUCUGGGGGGCUAGGCUGAGCCCCUUUGCCACUUCUUUUGCCUCUGGACAUUGAUGCUGAGUGCAGUGAGAGAACAAAAAAAAACGUGUUCCUUCUUUCUUUCUUUUUUUUUUUUUUAACAAACCAACAAAAAAACCUUGUUUCUCUCAUGCACUGUAUGAUGAACAGAAACUCACUGAGGCCAACAGAGACUCGGUUUCUACGAGUGUGCAGCCUUCUUCUCUCUGAAACUGUCUGAGCUUGACUGACGCCGGAGCAGGAGAGUGGCCACAGCGACAGGAUGUUGCUUCUUAAAGUAACCCUGCGCUGGUCACAGGUUGUAGUGUUUUUUUUUUUUUUUUGUCUCGAUGUGCAACGAUAGCCAGUUGACAUUCGACUGCAAAAGGAAAAAUCUGGAACAGUUCAUAUCAGAACAUUGUCAUUUUACUUUAAAAAAAAAAUAAUAAAUGUAUAUAAAGUGUGUAUUUAGCUUUGCAUCCUCUCUUACCUUUUUAAAUGUUCUUUUACAAGAUCACACUUUUUCACUCAUCACUGAGAAAAGGAGAGUGUUGUGCAGAAAUCAUUUUGGAUAUACUACCCUUUAUUGCUGUUUUGUUUUUGGAUAUGCUUGCUGUAUUUGCAGACAUGUGAUGAACCUUUGCCUUUACAGUUGUUUUGGGGAAGUGUGUUGCUUGAGUUUCUGGUUAGUUUCAACUGUUGCCUUUGUUGAAUUGAACAAGUCGGUAUCACAAGUAAAGGGAGUCCGCCAAAUGUUACUUUAUUUUAUGUGUUUUCAGCUAUUGGCUCUCUUGAUAGCAUGUUGUUCAUCAUAACCUUUGACCUUUAAUACUUGUAAUCCACAGUGCCUUAGGUAGUAAAGUAAGAAAGGUGUCCACAUGUUCUGUGUACAAAAAAACUAAAUAUGCAUUUACAUAAUGUGAUUCAAUCUUUUGCAAAUCAGUGGUAAAAUUACUCCUUAAUAUUCAGGCAAGGUACAUAAAAGGCGCAGACUUGAACAUAUAUUUUUAUUUCACCAGAAUUUGGAAAUGAUGUAAGAAAAUGUGGCAGUGCCUGAAGUCCGGCCAUGCUGCUCAUUUUCCUCUUUCCAGCGACACUCAAUUCAUCUCUGGCUUUAAAGUAUAAUAAAAGCACAUCAGCUUGAUUUGA
Messenger RNA from Clupea harengus (Atlantic herring), 1902 nucleotides. RefSeq names its product derlin 2 (gene derl2). Lineage: Eukaryota; Metazoa; Chordata; Actinopteri; Clupeiformes; Clupeidae. The record is from RefSeq and is a predicted model, not a curated record.